GCCCUAGGGAUGGGCGGAGCCCCGGCUGCCAGUGCUGGUGGCCGCCGCCGCUGCCCGAACUGGGGACCGAGCAGCCGCCUCUGCUCCCGCGCGUCGUGGCUUCCCAGGCGGCGGAAUGCUGGGGAAAGGCGUUGUCGGCGGUGGCGGCGGCACCAAGGUGCCCAAGCCGUCCUUCGUGUCGUACGUGCGCCCUGAGGAAAUUCAUACAAAUGAAAAGGAAGUAACAGAGAAGGAAGCAACUCUUCACUUGUUGCCAGGUGAAGAGCUGCUUUGUGAAGCUAGCACAGUCCUGAAGUAUGUGCAAGAAGAUUCCGGUCAGCAUGGAGUCUACGGAAGACUUGUCUGCACAGAUUUCAAGAUUGCCUUCUUGGGUGAUGAUGAAUCUGCCUUGGAUAAUGAUGAGACUCAAUUUAAGAAUAAGGUUAUAGGAGAAAAUGACAUUACACUCCAUUGUGUGGAUCAGAUUUAUGGAGUGUUUGAUGAGAAAAAAAAGACUCUCUUUGGACAACUAAAGAAAUACCCCGAGACACUUAUCAUCCACUGUAAAGACCUCCGAGUGUUCCACUUUUGUCUGAGGUACACAAAGGAAGAGGAAGUCAAAAGGAUUGUCAGUGGGAUAAUUCAUCAUACCCAGUCUCCUAAACUGCUGAAAAGAUUGUUUCUGUUUUCCUAUGCAACUGCUGCACAAAACAACACAGCCACUAACUCCAGGAACCAUACAGUAAUGUUUGACACACUUAAGGACUGGUGUUGGGAAUUGGAGCGGACCAAAGGCAAUGUGAAAUACAAACCAGUGAGUGUCAAUGAAGGCUACAAAAUUUGUGAGAGGUUGCCAGCGUACUUUGUUGUCCCCACUCCUCUUGCUGAGGAAGAUGUGCACCGCUUUCAGGGUCAUGGCAUACCAAUAUGGUGUUGGUCCUGCCAUAAUGGAAGUGCCCUUUUGAAAAUGUCAGCACUGCCCAAAGAACAGGAUGAUGGCAUUUUACAAAUCCAGAAGAGCUUCUUGGAUGGAAUUUACAAGACCAUCCACAGGCCACCCUAUGAAAUUGUUAAAACUGAAGAUCUAUCAAGCAACUUCCUAUCCUUGCAGGAAAUCCAGACUGCAUACUGUAAAUUUAAGCAGCUAUUUCUGAUAGAUAACAGUGCCGAAUUUUGGGACACAGAUAUAAAAUGGUUUUCUCUCCUAGAAAGUAGUAGCUGGCUGGAUAUCAUCAGACGUUGCCUGAAAAAAGCAAUAGAGAUUACAGAAUGUCUCGAAGCACAGAACAUGAACGUUCUUCUUUUAGAGGAGAACGCCUCCGACCUCUGCUGCCUCCUUUCCUCUCUGGUGCAAGUGAUGAUGGAUCCGCACUGUCGAACCAGGACUGGUUUCCAGAGCCUUGUACAAAAGGAGUGGGUCAUGGGUGGCCACUGCUUCUUGGAUCGUUGCAACCAUCUCCGCCAGAAUGACAAAGAAGAGGUUCCUGUGUUCCUGCUUUUCUUAGAUUGUGUCUGGCAGCUGGUGCAGCAACAUACUCCAGCAUUUGAAUUCACUGAGACUUAUCUGACUGUCUUGUCAGAUAGCCUGUAUAUACCUAUUUUUAGCACCUUCUUCUUCAAUUCACCUCAUCAAAAAGACACUAAUAUGGGUAGGGAAAGCCUGGAUACACAAAGCAAGCCUUUGAAUCUGCUCACCGUGUGGGAUUGGUCUGUACAGUUUGAACCCAAAGCCCAGACAUUGCUCAGAAACCCUCUCUAUGCAGAAAAGCCAAAGCCGGACAAAGGCCCACGGAAAGGAAUGCGUUUCAAACAUCAACGACAACUUUCUUUGCCACUUACCCAGUCUAAAUCAUCUCCCAAAAGAGGAUUUUUCAGGGAAGAGACAGAUCACUUAAUUAAAAACCUUCUGGGCAAGAGAAUUAGUAAACUUAUUAAUUCUUCUGAUGAGCUGCAAGACAACUCUCGAGAGUUCUAUGACAAUUGGCACAGCAAGCCCACUGACUACCAUGGUUUGUUGUUGCCUCAUAUCGAGGGACCAGAAAUCAAAGUCUGGGCUCAGCGUUACUUGCGUUGGAUUCCAGAAGCCCAAAUCCUAGGUGGUGGCAGAGUGGCCACCAUGAGCAAACUCUUGGAAAUGAUGGAGGAAGUCCAUAACUUACAGGAGAAAAUCAACGAGAGACAUCCUGGUCAGGCAGCCCUCCAUUCCGAGACUGACCAUGCAGAGGCCUCCUGCCUGCUGAGGAACUCUGCUCGCCUGUCCUCUCUGUUUCCUUUCGCUCUGCUCCAGCGGCAUUCAUCCAAGCCUGUCUUACCCACCAGUGGCUGGAAAGCUCUAGGAGAUGAAGAAGAUCUGGCUAAACGAGAAGAUGAGUUUGUGGAUCUUGGGGAUGUAUGAUUGUGUGUUCAGUGGUUGUGACGGGAGGCUGGGACUGUUGAUCCCUGGACUUGUGUCAUUCUAGUGCUGAGAGCCCAGUGCGCUCUGAUGGAGAAAACCUGGGCCCUUAGGAGGAGAACUGCUCCUCAGUAUUUCACAGUUCUGAAAGGCUGCAAUUUCUAUAGUAUUACUAAUUGGAGGGGAUUUCUACUUGACCUGUCAUAGGAUUGUGGCCAAUUUCACAGAACCUGGAAUGGCUGAUUUAUUACUAGAAAGCACUUCAGUAAGAUAUUCUUGGACUUAAUACUUUCUUCUGAUCCUUUCUGCGCCAAGAUAAGCAUUGAAGAUAUGUUUCUGUAAAGUCAUCUCAGAAGCAAGGUCAGCUUUAUGUGGUAUUUGAAGUAACUGAAAGAUAGAAAUAGACAUACGUAUGUCUAUUUCUUAAACCAUAGCAUUUUCCCUUUCUUUGUUCCCUUGUCUAUAGAAAAGCUAGGCAAUUCCACUGGUAUGGCUCAUGCAAACACUCAACCCCUGCUCCCUCCUCCCUGAACUGUUAUGUUGGGGGUGGGGGUGGGGGGAGCUAGCCAGCCACCUGCCCUCUUUUCUGUGCUGACAGCUCUGGCUUUUUCCUCUUCCUGUGCUGUGCACCUUGCCUCACAUAGCCCCGAUGUCUUGCUGCUAAGCCGGCAUUUAAACUGGAGGGAUUUUGUGCCCAGAGAAGCUUCCAAACCUCUGGAGAACAGUGUUUGAACACCUUGCUUUGUCUUCCUCAAAUUGCAUCCUGAGGAUGGGAGCACCUCUGACUGUCCUGUCCACAGCCCUCGUUGUCUCCGUUCCCUUCACAGAAGCUAGAGUGGGUCCCAUUUGAAUGUGGCUUUCAUAGGAAAGCAGCUAAGCCUACAUGUCUGAAGUGGUGAUUAUCAUACGAUACCUCAGUGAUUUCAAAAGCCAUAGAAGAAACGACUAUGCCUGGUCACCUUCCUGGAUCUGCUGUCUAAAUGAUAUAUAUUUUUUUAAUGUGUGAAAGUAUACUUUUUAAGGACCAGUUAUUUUCAUUCUCAAUGGAGCCCUGCCAAAUCCCACAAACGAAAGUUUAAAAAAAAAUCAUAUUAGAAUGUUUCAGAAUGAAUGUUUGCCUUUUAUAUGUAUUUGCUGUCCAGGAAAAAUCCCAACUUGAAUGUUAGAUGUUUAGAAGAACUCUCAGUUUCUCAAGGGCAGUAAGAAAUCUUGGAACUAUUCACGAAGAGUUUCUGAUUUGCACUGAACCAUCUUUUGUACAUACAAUCAUUUUGCUCUUCUCCCUCUCCGCACUAGUGCAGAGUGAGGCCCUCUGUCUUUUGAGAUGGCAGGCUGGGGAGAGGACAGGCUUCCUGCUCAAUCUUGGUUGCCUUAAGAGUCUUACAGGCCAGGUCCAUACUAGGCUUGGGGUGGGAGUUGAAAGGCACUGUUUCCUUAGCUACCUUGACUUGAGCUCUGCGGGCCUUCUUAACCAGCACUAACCUCUACUUCACCACCCCAAAUACACUAUGGACCUAACUAUUUUGUUACUAUUUUAACGUGAAUAUUUAUAUUAGAGCCUCUUCAGUCCUACUAAUUUCCAUCCCAAAAGUUUUGAGUGUGAUGCUUUAUACUCCAUACAGUAUAGUUUAAAGGCACAAGGUCCUGGCUUUUGUCAUAGCAGUUGAAUGUGUAUUGAAAUAUUUUUCUAUAAUUUUUUAAAAUUCACAAUAGGAAACUAAGCAAGCUAUUAUAGCAUGUAAGGUCAUGACAAUGUAUGUAUUUAUAUUUGAAAUCAGAUUUCUAUAACUUGUAUUUGUGUACAGAAUCCUCGGUGAGUUUAUAUAUUGUGAAAUUUUUAUUCCAGAUCGAGAUGUGGAUUAUGUAUGCUUAAUGGUAAAAGCUGAAAUGAGACCAUUUGCUUUGUUUAAAACGCUGCACUGUGCAAGUUUGGAAAUGUACAAUAGUAACUUACUGUAUAUAAUAUCUUGUUUGUUUAUACCUCCAAGUUUUUACACUGAAGAUAAACUAGCUUUAAUUAAAUUCAAUUUUUUAAAGGGAAUAAGCUGUUGGGCAAAAUCUGUACAAAUGUGCUUUUUAUGUUCUGGAUGUAUAAUGGAAGUUUAUACUUGUAUCUCACUGCGUCAUAUCUGAUUGCAGAGAUUAAAGCACAACUUACAAGCA
Molecule: messenger RNA, 4534 nt
Organism: Perognathus longimembris pacificus (Pacific pocket mouse)
Lineage: Eukaryota; Metazoa; Chordata; Mammalia; Rodentia; Heteromyidae
Gene: Mtmr12
Product: myotubularin related protein 12
Exons: 16
Coding region: 116-2374 (752 amino acids)
Source: RefSeq, a predicted model, not a curated record